CAAUAAAGGGUUUUCAUGUUUCCUGCUUUAGGAAUGUAUAAAAUGCAGCAUGGGGUUUCAGAAAGACACUCUCCAGGCUGUGUUGAAGAAGCACUGAAAGAAGAUUAGAAUCUCUAAAUUGAAUUUCAGACAAACAAUGAACCAGGAAAAGCAUUCAGAAUAUUACUACCAAGGCGAUGAGAGCUCAUUUUCUGGCUCAAAAGCUCAGGAAGGACCCCAAAAUCAUUUCCUUGAGUCUGUUCGGCCUUUGAUUGAGUUGAUCGACUCUCUGAGGUUCAUUGGCCUUGAUGAGGACAUUGGUCUGCCAUCCAUUGCAGUUGUGGGAGAUCAGAGUUCUGGGAAGAGCUCUGUUUUGGAGGCUCUCUCUGGGGUGGCUCUGCCUCGAGGAAGUGGUAUUGUCACUCGCUGCCCUCUUGAGCUGAAACUGCAGAAGAUCAAAACUGGUCCAUGGUCAGGGACCAUUUCCUAUGAUGGUCACAAAGAAGCCUUCAGUGACCCAUUAAAGGUGGACUCUCUUGUUAGAGCAGCACAAGAUGAUCUUGCUGGAACUACAGUUGGGAUCUGUGAUGAGCUCAUCACUUUGGAGAUUUCAUCUCCUGAUGUGUGUGACCUCACUCUGAUCGAUCUGCCCGGUAUAACUCGUGUGCCUGUGAACGGCCAACCUGAUGAUAUUGGAGAUCAGAUCAAAUCCCUGAUCCUGAAAUACAUUGACAAAAGUGAAACCAUAAUUUUAGUUGUCGUGCCCUGCAAUGUCGACAUAGCAACAACUGAAGCACUAAGAAUGGCACAACAAGUUGACCCAGAAGGACUCAGAACUCUUGCAAUUCUCACCAAACCAGACCUCAUUGACAGAGGAGCUGAGAUCGAUGUUUUGAACAUUGUCCAGGGAAAAGUCAUUCCUCUGAGCAAGGGCUACAUCAUUGUGCGGUGUCGUGGUCAGAGCGACAUCAAUAACAGGGUCCCUUUUGAAAAAGCCAUGGAGGACGAACAGAACUUCUUCAGGAGCCACCAUUAUUUCAGCUCAUUGCUGGCUGAUGGAAAUGCAUCUACACAGUGUCUGGCCCUCAAGCUGACCAGAGAACUGGGUGAUCAUAUCAAGAAAUCAAUUCCAACCUUGACUGAGGAGAUUCAGAAUAAAGUCCUCAAUGUGCAACGAGAACUUAAAAACUACGAUCAGGGUCCACCUAUGAAUGAAGAGCUAAUGGGACCUUUUCUCAGUGAGAUUAUACUGAACUUCAGCGAUCAAAUAAAUGAACUGAGCAGAACAGGACAUUCACAAGACAAGAACUUGUACACACUCCUGCGUCCUGUGUUCAGAAAAUGGGACAACCAUCUGAGGAGCACCGAGGUCUUGUUCAAAGAAAGAGUGACGGAAAUGAUAGAGAAGUAUAAUGAGAUUCAUCGUGGCAGAGAAUUGCUGACAUUCAGUGAGUUCUGCGAAUAUGAAUGUGUCAUCCAAAACCACGUGGCAGCCCUUCAGGAGCCGGCUAUGGAAACGCUGAAUGAUGUGCGAGAGAUUGUUCAAAAUAAGUUCAGGGAGGCUUGUUAUUUGUCAUUUGACCAGUACCCUCCAAUGAGAUACAUUAUCUCUAACAUGAUUAAUGACAUUCAGUCAAAGCAAGAAGCCAAAGCGGAGAAGAGAAUCAAAGAGUUCAUUAAUAUGGAGCAGCUGGUUUUCACUCAGGACAAAGUGCUGCAAAAGAAACUGGAUGACUCUGACAUCCCUCCGAAGAUGGGGUUAAACACUAGCGACAGGAAUCAGUAUGAUGAAGACAUGGUUUUUAACUCUAAAGGCUGUGCAAUGUUGGAUACAAGAGAUCUAGUAACAGAGAAAAUGGUUCUCUAUUAUGAGAUCGUCUACCAGCGCCUCACGGACUAUGUGCCAAUGCUGAUAACCCUCUUCAUGCUAAAAGAUGCAGCUAAGACACUUCGCCAUCAGAUGCUAGAACUGAGGAACGGAGCAGAUGUGCCCAAACUGCUGAGUGAAGACUCGGAGCGGGAACGCAUAAGAGCUGACCUGAAGCAUCGUCUGGAACGUCUCACACAAGCUCAAGAACUGAUCAGCACCAGACUAUGAGACAGCUUUAUUAAAUAUCAGGCAAAUCAAUGCAUUUAGCAUCAGGUCACUCUAGACUACAGUGUUUUGAACCAUACUAUAGUAAAGUACUUAAUUAAAUCUGGUAAUUCUACAGUUGCUAUGGCUAGACAACAACUAUAGUAAUAUAAAUUACCCAAUACUCUAAUUUUCUACAAUUAUCAGGAAUAUUAUACUAUGAUAAUCCACAGUUUUCUAUAGUUAAUGCAGUUUGCUGUAUAACAAAUUGUUGUAACUAUAAUACUCUUUACUAUGGUAGCCUAUGGUUCAAUAACACUAUAGAAAUUACUACAGUAUGUUGACAUGACUAGCUGCAGCGUAUCAGGCAGCUUUUUAAUAUAGUAACGAUUUAGCAACAGUGAUAAAUUAAUAAUAUUUUGUGUUAGUUAACAUACUUACAAUAACUUGUAACUAGCGAUAUGGGUAGGGUUAGCAAGAGUCUUAGAGUCCUGGUCUCGUAGCAGAACCUUUGGCGUAUGAUUUUGGUAUUUAAACUGCCUCUUUGCACAAUAAUCUAGAUUAGUUUAGUUAAGUUUAUUUCAUAUAUUUGUACAGCAAUGAUUUACAACAUGACAUGCUUUGCCAGAUUUAGCUAGAAAGCUAAUUAGCAUCUGUAGACCCUGGGCAGGAUUUUGAUUGUUACAAAAUUAACCACAUUCCAUGACAAAAAGUAAUCAAAUAUCAGAUCCUAGUUAAUAAAAUUAAAAGCAAAUAAUUGAUUACAUAUUUGAUUUUCCUUAAGCUAAACUUUAAAGGUAAUUUUUUAUAUAGCUGAUAUUUUCAGGUUAGGCCUGGGCCGGUAUAAGAUUCUGAUGGUAAGAUAAUCUUGGAUGAAAAUAUCAAGGUUUAGCAGUAUUGUGAUUACUACUCUAAAAUAUAUUAUUUUAAAAUGUCUGGGUAAAAAAAAACAUUUUUUGACCUUUGAAAACAAUAUAUUUUAUUUUUUGAAAGAUUUAUUAUAUUUUGGAGCAGUAAACAUGUCAGGCUAAAUAAUUCAAAAGAGUCAUUGACUUCUAAUGUCUUCAUUAAUUUCAAAAACACAGAUUUCUUUACCAUUUAAAACGGCAUCUUUGGAUAUUUUUCUGAUGGUUGUCCUUAAAAAAAAAAAAAAAAAAAGUAAAUUAAAUUAAAAAAAUCAUACACAUGAAUGGUAUUACAGAUCAUAUUGGUGGUUUUAAAACCUUGACGUUUUCCAAAUCGUGGUAUACCUUGAAAAUGAUUAUCGUCCCAUGCCUAAUUCAAGGCAUCCUUCUGCAGCUAUAAUUGAAUCACUACAUUGAUUCAAAAUCAAUCAAAAAAGUGCUCAGGGGUAGCUUAAUGAACGAGUCGGUGCUCUUUGGGUAAGGGAUUCAUCAGAAUAAACAGCAAAAGUAACUCCAAGGCGCUCGAAAAAUGUGGAAAAAUAUAUUUAAAAGCCUUUAUUGACAUGGCUAUUCCUUAAAACUGUAAUAAAAGCUUUUGAAUAUAUAUAUUUUCCACAAAUUUCGAGUGCCUUGGGCUUACUUUUGCUGUUUAUUCUGAAUAAAUUGAUUGUUGAAAAAUAGUUUUUGUAAAUUUAGUUAAACAGUUACCCAUCAACUGAUAUCUAAAUUGUCUAUUCUAUUUAGUAUAAAUUGUCCUUUAAAGAUCGCAAAGUAAUUUCUACAACAAACACAAAUGAUCAAAAAUGUAAACGUUAUCAAGUGUCAAUAAUUUAUCAUCUUGAAUACUAUUACUAUCUCCCAUGGCUUUUUAAAUACAUGUUCACAGCUUGUUUAUACCUAAUAUAUAUAUUGAUAUUAGUAUAUUUAUGUUUAUAUAAGACUAACUUGUAGCACAAUAAGAUGAGAGAAAAUAAUUGUAUUUAUAAAAAGUUAAGCAGCAGCUAAAUUAGUAAUUUAUAUUUAUAUUAGUCCUCAGGCUUGAUUUAACACUGAUUUUUAAAAUGUUUUUUAAAAUUAUUUAUUUAACAGAUCUUUAGAGAUGUCAAAUACUCAACAAUAUUUAUAACUUAUCUUUUAACUAAAUAUAUGGCCAAUGCUCAACUUUCUUGAUCAAACAAACAAACAAACAAACAAACAAACAAAAAAGCA
Molecule: messenger RNA, 4167 nt
Organism: Danio rerio (zebrafish)
Lineage: Eukaryota; Metazoa; Chordata; Actinopteri; Cypriniformes; Danionidae
Source: RefSeq, a predicted model, not a curated record